Ilex paraguariensis (yerba mate) is the source of this 1393-nucleotide messenger RNA. The record is from the annotation of a GenBank genome assembly. NCBI's taxonomy places the organism in Eukaryota, Viridiplantae, Streptophyta, Magnoliopsida, Aquifoliales, Aquifoliaceae.
AUGUAUGUGACAAGGCCUCUCUCUCACUACAUAAGCUUUCCAGAAUCUCUUUCAUUACCCCCUGAAGGUCCAAAUUCGGGUUAUUUAGUACUACAAGAUGAAAAGUCGGAGACUUAUACUUUUUUCGGAUUGCGCAAGGACCGUUACCUCGCAGACCUGCCGUUUCCUCAGAACAAGGAUCUGACCCUUCGAUAUUCAAAUGGUGAUGAUGUAUCUCAUGAUGAUGUAUCCUUCAUUCCAGUCCUUAAUCUGCCCUUGUCUUCCAAUCGUUAUUACGCGAUAAAGCCUCAUGGGAAUCAUAAAGGGGAAGCAUACACUUCUUCAAGGGAGGAAGACAUGGCCACUUGCUGUUUUUGCCGUUGCAUCCAAGAUGUAAAAUCAAGACCAUUGGAUCCAGAUGACAUAUAUCAGCAAUUUGAUAUUGCUCUUUAUAAAAAAAGUUACAGUGCCAAGGGUCAUUUUUAUGCCAAGUCGGUAGCACCUGAUGGCUUCCCUCCUCACUUCUUGAGGAGAAAAGGGUGGGAAAUUUAUGGAAAAACUCCCAAAAACUACGAAUUAGGCGAAGCUCCAGGCCUCAAUGCUGCCCUCCGAGCACGCCUGCCAGAAUUCAACUUCCCAAUGUCCUAUAAAAGCUCUGAAAGCGUCGUUGUGGGGAAAUGGUAUUGUCCUUUCAUCUUUAUCAAAGAUGGAAAUUUGAGAUAUCAAAUGAAAAGAUUGAUGUUUUAUGAGAUGACACUCGAGCAAAGAUGGGAGCAGAUUUUCACAUGUGAGAAUAAUUCCAAUGAAGGAAAGAUGGUGUUUGUUGAUGUUGUUGUUCAAACAGAAAUUGCCUCAGUUGCUGGCCAGGAAACCGUAUGGAAUGAGAGAGAGGUGGUCCAUGGGGCGAUAUGGUUUAGGAGUUUUGGCAAUGUGGGAGGAGAAGGAGGAGUCAGUGUGGGAUUGAGGGUAGAAAUUGUUCAAAGAAUGAAGUGGGAGCAAGAAAGAACGGGCUGGCUAGGUGGGGAAGACAGGCAAGCAAGGGUGCAGAGAGUAGAGGAGUUUGGAGGGGUUGGUGAUUGGAGGAAAUUUGGAUGCUAUGUGUUGGUUGAGAGGUUUGUAUUGAAAAGAAUGGAUGGAAGCUUGGUGAUGACUUACGAUUUCAAGCACACUCAUCAGAUCAAAAGCGAAUGGGAAUGAGAUCAUUAUGGGGCUGUUUGGGUUCUCUUGUUUAAUAUAUAUAUCCUCAGGAGUUUUUAUAGUUAGUGACGAGCUUACCCUUUCUUAUUUUUGCAAAAUUUUGAUUUAUUAGAUAAGAUAUUUGCCAUACUGAUACAUUUAAUAAAUUUGUGAGAGUUGUAUGCCAAGGAUUUAUUGGUUUUAUUUCGGUUCUGUUCUUUUAUUAUUUGUUUUGUUA